Messenger RNA from Closterium sp. NIES-65, 1990 nucleotides. The record is from the annotation of a GenBank genome assembly. Lineage: Eukaryota; Viridiplantae; Streptophyta; Zygnematophyceae; Desmidiales; Closteriaceae.
AUGCCCUCGAUGAUGCUCUCUGAGGGCUCCGCGUAUGGCAAGGCGCGAAAGUCGGCCGCUAAGGACCUUGUCGACGCGCACAAGGAGUUCUACAACGCGUCCUCCGCUUACGCGGACUCUCUCAAAACCGCCGGCACCGCGCUGUUAAUCUACUGCGAGGGGACGAAUAUCUUCAUCGGUUCCGCGCUCGGGGCGAAUGUUCCGCCGCAGGCCUUCCAGAACGUUCCGCCAGUGCAGGUGUCGGAAGUUUCCGGGGAAGGCGCGGCCGCGGGAGAUACGGCGGAGUCCGCGGCGGGGAACGCGGUGGAACAAAGUGGGUCGGGGGCGUCUAAUUCGAUUGUGCUUGCGGGUUCCGGAAGUUUCGCCGCGUUGCCUGCGCCGACUCCCGUUCCGCCGCAGCCCGUUGCGCCUUCCCCGUCCCCUCCCCCUCUGCCAAGAGGCGCGGUCCCGGCGGGGGCUUCUGGCGCAACUCCUCCGCCAGGCGCCGGCGGACUUCCGCCAGCCUAUCCGUACGACUCCGCACAGUAUCCACCACCUCCCUCCGGUUCCGGUUACCCUCCUCCCCCUCCCGGUUCCGGCUACCCUCCGCCGCCCCUGAUCGGCGGCGGAAACCCUCCCCCGCCGGGAGGUUCCGCGUAUCCCCCGCCGCCCCCGUAUCUAGGCACUCCGCCGCCCUAUCAGGGCACUCCUCCCCCUUACCAGUCCAAUUCUGGCGGGUAUGGCCCUCCGCCGCCAUAUCCCCCCCAGGGCACUCCCGCUCCGCCGUUCCCCGGACAUGGCUCCCCCGGCGGGGCUCCGCCUCCCGCGGGGGGCUACUCAGGGGGAUACUCGGGGGCAUAUCCGCCCCCUCCGCCGCCUGGCGGAGCGUACAGCGCACCCCCACCUGCGCCCGCGGGCGGAGCGGGGGGAUGGGAGCAGCGGCCGCAGGGGCAGCUUCCCCCUCCGCAUCCCGCGGGAAAUUCCGUGCAGAUGCUGAGCAGCUCCGGAAAUUUCGGCGCGCCAGGCGCUUCGGGAAUGAUGGGGGGGUCAUCGGGGAUGCUAGGCGGAUCGGGGCAAAUAAUAGCCUAUGUUGGUCCUAGCGGCGGCGCGGUUCUAGGCGACAAGUGGGCGGACGAGUUCGCUAAGAAGGUGAACGCGCAUUUCCUAGAAGCUUCCGCGCGGAUCACGGCGCUGGUGGAGCUCCUUAAAGUCGGGGCGCCCAUUCCGAAGAACGCGCUUCCACCGCUGACGGUGGCGGCGGCUACUAAGGAGGGCGGGCAGCUGGAGAGUAUUGGCGACACGGUUCAGAAGCUGCUCAACUGGGAGCGCGAUAUUAAAGACAAGAUCUGGGACAUGGAGACGAUUCGCGCGGAGUUGAAGAGCAAGGACAAGCGCGUGCGCAAGGAGACCGCGCGCGCGAGCGGGAACGCGAACGCGGAUCCGCGCAAGCUGGAGGGCGCGCAGGUGAAGCUGGGGGACGUGCAGCACCGCAUGGCGGGCGCGAGCGAGCGCGUGGUGACCACGUGUCAUGCGGUGGAGGCGUAUAAGACGGACCUGCUCUUCCCCCAGCUGCUCCGCCUGCUGCCCUGUCUGGUGUCCACGUGGCACUCUCUCUCGCAAGUGCACGAUCAGCAGCAGCAGCUGGCGACCAUGCUGGCCAAUCACUACAUGCCACCUGUCACCCACGAGGGAGCCACCACUGCCGGGCAGGCGCCACUUGCACCCGGCGUCAUGCAGGUGCCCAGCACCACAAAAGCGCAGCACGAGGCGACUAAGAAGCUGGACGACGCGUUCAAGAAGUGGCACUCCUCGCUCAGUGUGCUGUGUGCAGCGCAGCGCAAGUUCUUCUCAGCGCUCAUCACCUGGGUGCGAAAGACCCUCGCCUUUCCUCCAGACUUCCCCAAGCCGCCUCUCCCUGGCACGGCCCCUCCCCCGGGGCAGUACGUGGCCAGCUGGGCGCCAGGGGGUGCUGAUGGUGCUGCUCCGCCCCAGCCUCCGCCUCCCCCGCCAG